AGUUGUUACGCGAUUGUCUCAAGUUGUCUCCUAACUAACCCGCAUCCCAAAAAAUGUCUUCUUAAUUCAGUUUUGUGGUUGUAAUAGCAAUGGCUGUCGUGGCUUUAACAGGGACUUUGGGUUCUUGUUCAAUUAUUCGUUCGGCCUCUGCUGGUGAUUAUUACGACAUACACCAGCAGCAGCUCGUCCUUUCACCCGAGAUCCGUGCCAAGGUCAUUCAGCCCUUUGCUCCGCUACACAAUGAGCUCACAGAGGAAAACCUUGCAAAAGAAAUAACAACCGAAGCCUCAACAUAUGCACCGACGGAAGCCCCGACCGACGCCCCAACCGACGCUCCAACCGAUGCCCCAACCGACGCCCCAACCGACGCCCCCACGGACGCCCCAACAGAUGAACCAACUAACACUACGGCUGAUCCAACGACGGACACCACAACCGAAACCUCAACCGACACCUCAACCGACGCCACAACAACAACAGCAUCCACAACAACAACAACAACAGUAUCCACAACCGGAACACCCGUAACAGCAGCUUCAACAACAACCGUCCCAACCACAACAACAACUUCAGUAACAACGGCGCAAUCCAGCAGCAGCACAGUCACUAUCAGCUCUACUUCCGCUAGGCCAACUACAUCCGCACCAUCUUCCGGCAGUCAAACCUUUUCCUUUCUGUCCCUGUCGCUCGUUUCAAUCAGUUUCCUGUUGAGUUGUGUAAUACAGAGCAAUUAAAACGCAGCACUCAACUAAAAGAAAAAUAAUCAGCCAGCAAUAAUUGAAAUCAGCCAUCGCACAUAUGCAUAUCCACUCGCUUUAAUUCCAGCCAAACGAACUAAACAAUGUAUAAAUAAUGAUAUAACUGUCGACGACAAAUAAUACGCUCACGACUGGAUAAAUAUACCGCAUAAUAAUGGCCAAACUGAUUCAUUCUUUGUCUACAAUUUUCGUCUGAAUCAAAUAUACCGCGUCAAAAAUU
Messenger RNA from Daphnia pulicaria, 978 nucleotides. Its product is annotated as integumentary mucin C.1-like. The transcript is spliced from 3 exons. The record is from RefSeq and is a predicted model, not a curated record. NCBI's taxonomy places the organism in Eukaryota, Metazoa, Arthropoda, Branchiopoda, Diplostraca, Daphniidae. Bases 90 to 734 code for a protein of 214 amino acids.